AUGUCCGCCGCUACCUUCGCCUCGACCCUCAACUUCAAUAAGCUCUAUGAUCUCAAGGGCAGGGUUGCGCUCGUUACUGGUGGAGGGACUGGUAUUGGACUUAUGAUUGCGAGCUCAUUGGCUGCGAACGGUGCGAAGGUAUAUAUUGCGAGUCGGCGUGUGGAGGUGUUGCAGAAGGUUGCGGAGGAUUGGAAGGCUCAGGGGCAGACUGUCAUUCCAAUAGCUAUGGAUGUCACUAGCCGUGAAAGUAUCCUGGAGGCGAAGAAGGUCAUCGAGGAGAAAGAAGGCAAGCUUCAUGUCCUCGUCAAUAACGCUGGCGCCGUAGGUCCCCGCACCGGAUGGCUUAACGACCCUUCAGCCCCUGAGCACAAAGACCCAGAAACAUUUGGCAAUGCCCUCUUCAACGACGACGGCCCAGAUGGCUGGGCAGACCUCUACAAGAUCAACACUUUCUCCGUCUACUACGUCACCUCUGCAUUCCUGGGACUCUUGGCAAAAGGAAGUGCGGAUAUUAAAGGAUAUACUUCGAGUGUGAUCAAUAUCACCAGUAUUAGCGGACUGGUGAAGUUGGCCCAGAAUCAUUUCUGCUACAACGCCUCCAAAGCCGCCGCAUCUCACCUUACAAAAAUGAUGUCCACAGAGUUCGCUCUCAAAGGCAUCCCCGUCCGCGUCAACGCCGUCGCUCCAGGCGUCUACGCCUCUGAGAUGACCUUCGAUUCGAUUGAUGGUCCAGAGGAGACUGCGAAGGUCUCGCAAGCCAUAGUACCCGUGCCCGCCGCAAGGAGUGGAACGGCUGCGGAGAUUGGUGGAACAGUGAUUUAUCUUGCGUCGGCGACAUACACAAACGGGCAGGAGAUAGUGGUCGAUGGAGGUUAUCUUGCUGUCAACCCGUCGACGGCAUAA
This is a messenger RNA of Stereum hirsutum FP-91666 SS1, 903 nucleotides long. Its product is annotated as short-chain dehydrogenase. The transcript has 5 exons. The record is from RefSeq and is a predicted model, not a curated record. Gene Ontology annotation, molecular function: oxidoreductase activity. Bases 1 to 903 code for a protein of 300 amino acids. NCBI's taxonomy places the organism in Eukaryota, Fungi, Basidiomycota, Agaricomycetes, Russulales, Stereaceae.